This is a messenger RNA of Arachis ipaensis, 2868 nucleotides long. NCBI's taxonomy places the organism in Eukaryota, Viridiplantae, Streptophyta, Magnoliopsida, Fabales, Fabaceae. The record is from RefSeq and is a predicted model, not a curated record.
CCAACCUCCUGAUGUUAUGUGAUAGUGUGAUACCAUGUGGCCAAAUUCUACAAGAAAGCCUGUGACAUAUUCGACUCUGAGUAUAGUCUAUGUAUAUUUGGGACUUUUCAGCGCAAACAAACCAGUUAUUCAUCAAUGACAAAGUGACAAAUGAUUCUCUUUGUCAACUUGGAAAGGAGCCUCGUAGUUUGUAGCUUCCUCUUUGAAGAAGGGCAUGUUUCAGCACGAUUUCAAGAAAUGAGGCUCCAUGAUCAGGACCUUAUGUGUUGAUUCCAGGCACAAGGAAGCCUUGUCCCUUUUCCAUCAAUACAUAAAGGGUUAUGCAGAUUUUAAACCCAAUCACAGUGUUGUUGCUUCCAUUCUCAAGUCUUGUUCUGCCCUAUUGGCUCUCAAAUUGGGCACAGCUCUCCAUGGCUAUGUUGUUAAGCAGGGCCAUGGUGCUUGCCAGGUUACAAACAAAGCGUUGCUUAACAUGUAUGCAAAAUGUGGCAAGCUUGUUGAAUGUAAUAAGAUGUUUUAUCAGCUCAGCCACCGUGAUUCUGUCAUUUGGAACAUUGUUCUAUCUGGGUUUUCAGGGUCCAUGAAGUACGAUUCGGUUGUGAUGAGGAUGUUUCAGACAAUGCACUCCAAUGGGGAGGCUAAGCCCAAUGCAGUUACUGUUGCCAUUGUCCUUCCUGUUUGUGCUCGUUUAGGGGAUGUCGACGCUGGAAGGAGUGUGCAUGCUUACGUUAUAAAGUCUGGUUUUGAGGCGGACACUCUUGCUGGGAAUGCUCUUAUGUCAAUGUAUGCAAAGUGUGGACUGGUAUCUCAUGAUGCAUAUGCUGUUUUUGACAACAUUGGUCACAAAGAUGUUGUUUCGUGGAAUGCAAUGAUUGCAGGUCUUGCUGAGAAUCUCUUGUUUGAAGAUGCAUUUACAUUGUUCAGUUCAAUGGUGAAAGGGCCAACACAACCAAAUUAUGCCACUACAGCAAAUAUUCUGCCUGUUUGUGCGUUGCUUGGUGAGAAUGUUGCAUACCAGUAUGGAAGGCAAAUCUACUCUUAUGUGCUGCAACGGGCUGAACUGUCGGCUGAUGUUUCUGUGUCCAAUGCUUUGAUUAGCUUCUACAUAAGAGUUGGUCGGAUGAUGGAAGCGGAAUCUUUAUUUUGGGCAAUGGAUGCAAGGGACUUGGUCUCUUGGAAUGCUAUUAUUGCAGGAUUCACAUCAAAUGGUGAAUGGUUUAAAGCGUUGAAUCUAUUGAGUAAUUUAGUAUCUCAAGAGAUGCUAUUGCCUGAUUCUGUGACUAUUGUUAGCAUACUUCCACUUUGUGCUCAAUUCAGAAACUUGCAGGUAGGGAAACAGAUCCAUGCAUAUAUCUUUAGACACCAUUAUCUUUUUGAAGAUACUACUGUUGGGAAUGCUUUAGUUAGUUUCUAUGCAAAAUGUGGCAAUACAGAGAAAGCAUAUCAUACUUUCAAUAUGAUACCUAGGAAAGAUUUGAUUUCAUGGAAUUCUAUUCUUGAUGCCUUUGGAGAGAAGAGGCAUCAUUCAAGAUUUCUCAGCUUGUUACAUACAAUGCUUAAACUUGGAAUUAGACCUGACUCAGUUACAGUAUUGGCUACCAUCCAUUUUUGUGCUUCUCUCUUGAGAGUAGAAAAGGUUAAAGAAAUACACACCUAUUCAAUUAAGGCUGGAUUUCUAGUUAGUGACAUUGCACCCGCAGUUGGAAAUGCAAUACUUGAUGCAUAUGCUAAAUGUGGUAACAUGGACUAUGCUAAUAGAAUGUUUCAGAAUCUAUCAGAGAAAAGGAAUCUGGUCUCGUGCAAUUCGAUGAUUUCAGGUUAUGUGGGUUUAGGAUCACAUCAUGAUGCAAAUAUGAUUUUUAGUGGGAUGUCUGAGACAGAUCUUACCACCUGGAAUCUUAUGGUUCGAGUAUAUGCCGAAAAUGAUUGUCGGGAUCAAGCUCUCAGACUGUUCUACAAGUUACAAGCUCGAAGGAUGAAGCCUGAUGAGGUGACUAUCAUGAGCAUCCUUCCGGUAUGCACACAAAUGGCAUCGGCACACUUGCUAACACAAUGUCACGGCUAUAUCAUUCGUUCUUGUUUUGAGGAUCUUCACCUAAAAGGAGCCCUCUUAGAUGCAUAUGCAAAAUGUGGUAUCAUAGGCUGUGCGAGUAAGCUAUUUCGCGCAAGUGCUACUAAGGACUUGGUUAUGUUUACUGCUAUGAUUGGCGGGUAUGCCAUGCAUGGUAUGAGUGAAGAAGCACUUGGAAUUUUUUCUGAUAUGCUUAAAAUGGGAAUCAAGCCAGAUCAUGUUAUCUUCACUUCUGUAUUAUCAGCUUGCAGUCAUGCUGGCCUUGUAAACGAAGGUCUGAAGAUAUUUUAUUCAAUGGAGAAAAUCCAUGGUAUGCAGCCAAAUGCAGAACAGUAUGUUUGCGUGGUGGAUCUCCUUGCUCGAGGUGGCCGAGUUAGGGAAGCAUAUUCUCUCGUCACCAAGAUGCCAAUUGAAGCUAAUGCCAGUCUUUGGGGGUCAUUGCUUGGUGCCUGCAAAAUCCAUCAUGAAGUUGAAUUGGGGCGCAUUGUAGCCAGCCAUCUGUUCAAAAUCAAAGCUGAUGACAUUGGAAACUACAUUGUUUUAUCAAAUUUGUAUGCAGCAGAUGCUAGAUGGGAUGGGGUCAUGGAGGUUAGAAAGAUGAUGAAGAAUAAAGAUUUGAAAAAGCCAGCAGGAUGCAGUUGGAUUGAAGUUGAGAGGAAACAUAACAUAUUUGUGGCUGGGGAUUGUUCCCACCCACAUAGAAGCAUUAUUUACAAUACUCUAUCUACAUUGGAUCAACAAAUUAAAGAUAUAUGUAAUUAAGUACCAUAAAACUGUUGGCAUUCAAAUAAUCACAU